UCUUCUUCUUCACCGAUCGAGCGUGACCGCCGGCGACGCCCAUGGAUCGAGCCGAGCGAUGUCGAUGGUCCGAUCUCCCGCCGGAGAUCCUCUCCAUGAUCGGCAAGCGGCUUCACACUCGCAUGGACGCCCUCCGGUUCCGCAGCGUCUGCUCCUCGUUCCGCUCCUCGAUCCCUCCGCCUCGCCGCGACGCCCCGCGAUUCCCUCUCCGAAUCCCUUGCUCGUGGAGCGACCACUCCGUUUUCCUCCACGACAGCACGGUCUGCGUCCUCGAGACGCCGGAAAAAGCCUCCGGUUCGGGCGUCCCGAGCCCUCCUCGAUCCCGGUGGCUGGUGAAGCUCCAGGAGUCGAGCCUCGGCGACGUGCAGCUCCUCAGCCUCUUCUCGCAGCGGCGAAUCACUUACUUGCCCCCCAAUUUCCCCAAGGUAAUCGACUCUCUCGAAUUCAGGAUCGUGGAAAUCUGUAGGGAAUUCAGGAUCGAGUACGGUACGUCGGGCAUCGUUCCCGGCAUAAGGAAAGUAGUGGUGUCCCCAGAUUGUGUAUGGACUGGUCUAGAUGAACUUGAGGUCUAUUCCGUCGAAAAUGAAGGGCGGUUAGGUUACUGGAAGUAUGGGGAUGAGAACUGGACCUAUUUGGAUGAUCAAAAUGGGUGUUCUUAUGAUGACAUCAUAGUGUAUGAAGGCAAAGUCUGUGUGGUUGAUCAGUCCGGGAUGGUUUCGCUGAUCGAUUCGUCAUUUAGGACUCUUCAGAAGUUCUCGCCACCAAUCUACACCGGCGGCGGUGGCCACAGCAAUUGCAAAUAUUUGGUGGUGUCGGGUGGUGAUCUGUAUGUUGUGGAUAGAGAGAUUGAUGUAAAUAUGGAUGAAUUUCUUGUCCCUCAUUUUAAGGAGACAUUUGGUUUUAGAGUCUAUAGAUUGGAUAGACGAUGUGGGAAAUGGGUGGAUGUAGGAAGCCUGGGCGACAUGGCUUUCUUUCUCGGCAAGCACUGUUCGUACGCCAUCUCUGUGCACGAGCUCGGUGGAUGCAACGCGAAUUGCAUCCACUUCAUGGAGAACACCGCUUUGCCUUACUCGAGAGACAAAGUUAAUGUGUUUAGCUUGGAGGAUCGUAGCGUCAAGCCGCUGGACUUUCUCCCCUUCCUAGUGAGCACAUGAGGCACCUUCAAUUUGACUCUAACCGAAAUUGACGCCUUCCAGGUUCCAAGAGGACAUCAAUUAGACCAGGUUAGUACUGAAAAUAUGAUCUGAAAUAAAUGAAGGCGUAAUUUCUCUGUAUCGGAGCAUGUCUCUGCCCUGGGAUCUUGGGUUUUAGCUUUUCUCUUUGCCUAGUUUUGUAAUGGCACAUAUGCGUGUUUGAAUGUUUCUAAUCUCCUUCGUCCUUGAAUGAUUUUGAAAUAUUAUCAGCACAAGAAAUUGGGUGGUGCUUUUGGUGAUGGUCUUCUGAUGUAGCUGCCGACCUCCAUUUUCUUGAUAAUGGGGGUUUGGGAUUCAGGCAUUCUCAGUAUGUGCAUCUGAUCGUCGAUUUCGUCUUAACAAACAUGCUAGAGUUAAAUUCUUAGUA
Messenger RNA from Eucalyptus grandis, 1560 nucleotides. Its product is annotated as putative F-box protein At5g60060. Lineage: Eukaryota; Viridiplantae; Streptophyta; Magnoliopsida; Myrtales; Myrtaceae. The transcript has a single exon. Gene Ontology annotation, molecular function: protein binding. The coding region runs from base 42 to 1154 and encodes 370 amino acids. The record is from RefSeq and is a predicted model, not a curated record.